Prorocentrum cordatum is the source of this 489-nucleotide messenger RNA. NCBI's taxonomy places the organism in Eukaryota, Dinophyceae, Prorocentrales, Prorocentraceae. The record is from the annotation of a GenBank genome assembly.
GCCCGCCGCGGCCCGGUUGCUGCGGCGCCCGCCGCUGGCCCCGGCCGCCCAGGCGCAGUGCGCGCAGCUCAGCGACGGCCCGUCCGACGCGGAGGGCUCCUCGGGGCAGGGCCGCGAGCCGCCGGCGGAGGAGAGGGACGAGCUCGGGCGCACGGCGCUGCCCCGCGAGUGGAGCCUGGGGGCGGAGGAGGAGCGCUUCGCCAGGCUGGAGAGCACGCUGCUGUGGGCGGCCUGCGACGCCGCCUCCCUCGAGUGGCGGCGGCGGGUCCUGUCCGAGGCCGCCGCGCACGACGGUCUGGCCUCCCUGCAGGAGCACCUCGACGGCCACCUGCAGGGCCUGCGCGGGAUGCUGGGGGCCACCCUCUUCGAGGGCCUGCUGCGGAAGCUGUUCUACAUUUGCUUCGCCGCGCUGGUGGUGCGCCUGUCCCGCCGCCGCGACCUGCAGGCCGCGUCGCAGGAGGCGGAGGAACUCUGCGGCUACUUCCACGC